Molecule: messenger RNA, 2462 nt
Organism: Arachis duranensis
Lineage: Eukaryota; Viridiplantae; Streptophyta; Magnoliopsida; Fabales; Fabaceae
Product: putative disease resistance RPP13-like protein 1
Exons: 2
Coding region: 150-2462 (770 amino acids)
Biological process (GO): defense response to other organism
Molecular function (GO): ADP binding
Source: RefSeq, a predicted model, not a curated record
UAUUUUAAUUUACCUCGGAGACUAAUACCACGUGAAAUCAUGGAUAUCUUGGGAUAUUCUUGAUUCAGUAGCCCCUCAGUUCAGUACCUUGUAAACAUUGUUCUCUUACCUCUUCUGAAAGUUUGAUCACUUUGCUAUUGUUUGAGAUCAUGGCUGGAGUUCUUGUUGGUGGAGCUUUUCUGUCUGGCUUCAUUAAUGUUGUGCUAGACAGGCUCAUUUCUGUUGAUGCUGUCAACUUGGUUGUGGGCAAGAAGCUUAGCCCUGACUUGGUUGAAAGGCUGAAGAAUGCUCUGACAGAUGCUGGAACUCUUGUUGAUGAUGCAGAGCUCAAGCAACUGGAUAACCAUGAUGUGAAGGAUUGGCUCAACUGUCUCCGAGAUGCUCUUUACACUGCUGAUGACUUGCUGGACCGUGUCUACACCAAAGCUGCAACCAAAAAGGUCACUCUCUUGGGUAGAAUCUUCAAUUCUGAAGACAGGAAGAUGGUGAAUAAAAUUAAAAGGGUGGUUAGAAGGAUAGAAGAUCUUGAGAAACGCAAAGGAAAGCUUGGGCUUGAAAAGAUUUCCACUGCUAGCUUCUCCUGGAAAACUCCAUCCACUUCUCUUGUAAGAGGGAAUGUGUAUGGCAGGGAGGAUGACCAGAAGGCCUUAAUCAAGAUGCUGGAUGACAACAAUGAGCAUCACCUGUCUGUCAUCUCUAUUGUUGGCAUGGGUGGUGUUGGUAAAACUACUUUGGCUCAAUGGAUGUAUAAUAAUGCAGAGUUGAUGGAUGGAUUUGAUAGGAAAGCAUGGGUUUGUGUUUCAGAAAACUUCAAUAUUGUUGAGACUACAAAGAAUAUAGUAAGGGAGAUCUCUACAAAUACUCAGGAUCUUGAUAGCUUCAAUUCAAUUCAAGAUGCUUUGAAGAAAGGAUUGUCCAAAAAGAAGUUCUUUAUUGUUUUGGAUGAUGUUUGGAGUAAUGAUCAUCAUCAAUGGAAGGAUUUUCUAGCCCCUUUUCAAUAUGGGGUUAAGGGAAGUACUAUUCUUCUGACUACUCGCAAGGAAGAUGUUGGUUCAGUUGUUCAAACAAAUUAUCACCCUCACUAUCUCAUUCCAUUAUCAGAAGACUACUGUUGGUCAGUGUUUGCAGCCAACGCUUCUUUUCCAGAACCAAAUGGGAGCCCAACACUUGAAGGAAUAGGCAGAAGCAUUGCUAGGAAGUGUGAUGGUUUGCCAUUAGCAGCUGAAACCCUUGGUUGCUUGUGCAGAAGGCAUGUUGCCGAGGAAUGGGAAAAAAUCUUAAGGAGUGACAUUUGGGGAUUUUCUACAAAUGAUAGUAAGAUUCUUCCAGCGUUGUUAGUAAGUUAUCAUCAACUUCCUUCGUAUUUAAAGCGUUGCGUUGUUUAUUGUUCAUUGUUUCCCAAAGAUUAUCACUUCAAUAAAGGUGAACUAAUUUUGUUGUGGAUGGCCGAAGAUCUUUUAAGAAUACGGAAGAGAGGAGAGAGCUUGGAAGAGGUUGGUUGCAAGUGUUUUGAAGAAUUAGUUUCAAGGUUAUUCUUUAAAAAGCUUCAAGACGAUGAUGAAUAUUUUGUGAUGCAUGAUCUCUUGCAUGACUUGGCAAUAUUCCUUGCUGGAGAUUUCUAUUGUAGAAUAGAAGAACUUGGUGAACAAGAAGAAAAGAAGGUUCUCACUCGCCAUUUCUCAUAUUUCCCACCUGGAAGGUUACAUCAUCGAAUCUCAAAAGUCUUUAACUCCAAUGCGAAGUUGGAAUCUUUGAGGACAUCGUUGUAUAUAGAUGAUUUGUUCAGCAUGGAAAGUGUAGCAUCUAAGUUUAUAUGCUUGAGAGUUUUAUCCUUUCAUAAACUUGAUAUAUUACCUGAUUCAACAGGUGAAUCGAUUCAUCUACGGUAUUUGAAUCUCUCUUGGACUGACAUUAACAGGUUGCCAGAAUCCUUGUGCAACUUGUAUAAUCUACAAACAUUAAUAUUGUACAGAUGUACUAAGUUGACCAUGUUGCCCAUUAACAUGCACAAUUUUGUGAAUUUACGGCAUCUGGAUCUUAGGAAAACUUGUUUGGAAGAAAUGCCUGGAGGAAUAAGCAAAUUGAAACACUUGCAUACCUUAAGUUCCUUUGUGGUGGGCAAAGAUGAAGAUAAUGGAAUCAAGGAAUUAGGAGGGCUCUCAAAUCUUCAUGGAUCACUUGAGCUUAAGAAGUUGGAGAAUAUUGUUAAUGUGAAAGAAGCAGAGAAUGCAAGGAUGACAAACAAGAAUCUCAUCAACAAAUUAUACUUGAAGUGGUCUUCAGGUGAUGAUAUGGUUCCGAACACAAAAGUCGAAAGAGAUAUACUCGACAGCUUGGAACCUCACAACAACUUGAAAGAGUUGAGAAUCAAGGGAUACAAGGGUACAAUAUAUCCAGAUUGGUUGGGCCACUGUGCCUACAACAAUAUGAUAAGUGUAUCUCUGGAGUCUUGCAACAAUUGA